AUGACACAAUCUUCCUGUCUCUGUGGCGCAAACGUCAUCACCUACGCCGGCGAGCCUGAACUCAAGUUCAGAUGCCACUGCGCUGAUGAGCCCAAGCUCACGGGCGCCGCUCCAUUCUCGCUCAACUUUAUCGUGUCUACCGACACUUUGAAGGUUGUCAAGGGGGAACUCAAAACAUGGGGAUUCGUCGUGGAGAGCGGCAACUUCAUGUCGAAUCACUGCUGCGGAGAAUGCGGAAGCUUGUUGUACAGGACUUCAACCGGAUUUCCGGGAAAGAUGGCGAUCAAGAUUGGCUGUGUGGACGAUGAAGACUUGGUAAAGUCGUUUGUGCCGGAAGUGGAAAUCUUUACGAGGAACAGAGCUUCCUGGGUGCCAGUUGUUGAAGGAGCUGUUCAAAAUUGGUCGGAUUUUGGAAGUGGAGAGGGGUUAGAGGCG
Molecule: messenger RNA, 435 nt
Organism: Trichoderma asperellum CBS 433.97
Lineage: Eukaryota; Fungi; Ascomycota; Sordariomycetes; Hypocreales; Hypocreaceae
Molecular function (GO): carbon-sulfur lyase activity
Source: RefSeq, a predicted model, not a curated record